CACUAACACCUGGAUCACAAUAGUUGGACCACCGAAUUUCUUAAAGCUGGCGGCUAUGAUUCUCUAACAAGUACCCUGGCUCAAAUCAAAAACAUCGCAAAGAGAACCCCUGAGGACGAUAAGCUAUUGCAGCAGCUAGUCAAAUGCAUCAAAGCACUAACCACGCAUGAGCUCGGGAUUCAUAAAUUGUUAGGAGACAAAGCCCCCUUGAAGAUCAUUAGAGAUCUUCUGUUUUCUUCGUCGAUCAACCCUAAACGCAGGUCGUUCUUUGUCUUUGAAAUCAGUACUCGAGCUCUUAUGCUCGAUGUGCUGUGUACUUUGGCAAGUUUACAAACCCAAGGUCAGCCUGUUUACGUGCAUGGCUACGACAUUUUGCAGCAGCUGUUACUUGAUACCCCUGAAGACCUAGCAAUGCAAGCCCAGGAAGUGGAUGAGAAGCCUGUUGCUCGCGCAUCGCACUAUCCAUUUCCAAUGACACUCAAGGAAGCUCAAGAUCAGGAAUGUACCGAUCCAUCCAGUUCACGUCCUCCGCGUUACUCGGCAUGGAUGCGGGAAUUAGCAUUUACAGUGGACAAAAGCAUAGAGCCUAUUACAUUCUUAUCACAAGUCUUGGAUUAUCGAUUUGAGAGUGCUUUCAAGCAAAUGAAAAUUCAACCGGAUGCUAAGAAUGUCAAUUGGAAGCAAGCUGUUAACGAACAAAUCGCUAGUAAUCCUGAAUCUGCUACUGUUCAACCCGCCGGCUCUGUUAUGGUGGAUGAAGGUGUUGUUGAUUAUUUGAUCACCCAUUUACGCCUCAUGUGUACUCUCAUUACCACUCCACCCACCACCUAUCGUGGUCUUUGGGACUCGUAUUCACAAGAAGCUUUGCGUAUGGAGUUGAUGGAAUCUGGGUUUGACAAGAUUGCAAGGAGCCUGCAGUCCUGUCCGCAUCCCACUCUGUAUAGCACAUACAUCAAGUACCUACAGCCAUUACUGCAACCAUGGGCAACUUCCACUGCACGCCCUGAACAUGAGCAGCCCUCUACCUCGAGAGAAGUGAUGGUUGCUCCCAGUGAAGUUAUUCCUCGUAAUCACGAGUCAGAGGCUGAACUCAGUGAUGAUACUGUGGAAAUGCCGGUCCGAAAUGGCGCACAAGCACCGCUGUUUGGGCUUUCAACAAGUGACGAGACACUCUGGGAUGAUGAUUUCUAUGACAUGGACGACGACGAUGAGGUCAUUGAUGAAGAUAGCUUCUUUGACGAACCGUUGGAUGAUGUCUUUCUCCAAGAUGAUUCCGACAGCUUCUCUGAAGAAGAAGAAGAGGACAGCAGUGAAUCAAUACCACGACCCCAAGCUCGGGAAACUUGGAAAACAAGUACGAAGCGAACUUGAUCCCUCCCGCCCAAGUUAAAAAAAAAACAACAACAACAAAAGACACUUUUUAUACCAUAUCUUUUUCUAUGAUCGGUUAUCCCCCCAAUUCUCCAUAUUGUAUA
This is a messenger RNA of Umbelopsis ramanniana AG, 1475 nucleotides long. RefSeq lists its product as uncharacterized. Bases 298 to 1371 code for a protein of 357 amino acids. The record is from RefSeq and is a predicted model, not a curated record. The transcript is spliced from 5 exons. NCBI's taxonomy places the organism in Eukaryota, Fungi, Mucoromycota, Umbelopsidomycetes, Umbelopsidales, Umbelopsidaceae.